UAAAUCCCUCUCCGGGAGUCACUACAAAUACCAUCUCCUCCCUCACAAUGCGCAUCAAAAGCAAUCCAUCCUGCCGUUGAGCCCGAUCCUCUCUACGACCAUGCCGCCUGCCGCUGAUAUGACCAGGACUGAGGACUCCACCGAUGCAGUCACCGAAGUAACACCUCUGCUGGCUGCCGCCGAAUCUGGAACUCCCGCGUCUUACAACGGCGGGAACAAUAGCAAAGCCGCCGCGGAGCAGAAUGCCGGAUCAACCGACGACGAAGAGGAGCCUCCAAUGCCAGUCGUUCAAAUCUUGCUCCUCUGCUACGCCUCGCUCGCCGAGCCGGUGGCAUACUUCAGCAUCUUCCCAUUCGUCAACGAGAUGAUCGAACGUACUGGAUCGGUUCCAGUUUCCUCCGUGGGCUUCUAUGCAGGACUGAUCGAGUCACUCUUCUCGCUCGUUCAGAUGAUCCUCAUGAUCCUCUACGGCCGCAUGGCGGAUCGCAUUGGGAGGAAGCCCGUGCUGGUCUUCAGUCUUGCUGGCGUGACCAUCGCGACGGCGAUGUUUGGCCUGAGUAGGACUCUGUGGCAGAUGAUCAUGUUUCGAUGUGUGGCAGGUCUCUUUGCGGGAAGUGUGGUCACCGUCCGGACGAUGCUGAGUGAGAACACGACCAAGCUCACGCAGGGAAAAGCAUUUGCGUGGUAUUCUUUUGCGAGGAAUAUCGGACUGUUCAUCGGACCCUUGGUCGGUGGAGGUCUGGCCAACCCUGCGAAGCUGUAUCCCGGCACAUUCGGAGGUGUACAGUUCUUCGAGGACUACCCCUAUUUCCUGGCCACAUUCGUUGCCGGUCUCGUCUGCCUGACAUCGGCGCUAUCAAGCCUCUUCUUCCUGAACGAGACCCUCAAGACAGCCUCGGCCUCGGACGACUCCAAGCCAGCUCCACCUCUCACGACCACCGAGGUACUGAACGCGCCCGGCGUCAAGAUGGUGCUAUACAUCUUCGCUCACGUCGGAGUGCUCGCACUUGGCUACACGGCGCUUAGCCCUGUCUACCUCUACACUCCCAUCCACCUCGGAGGUCUGCACUUCAGCCCCGAACAAAUCUCCUGGUUCAUUGCGCUCGCCGGCUUCUCCCAAGCGCUGUGGAUGCUCUUCGCAUUCCCGCCUCUGCAGCGAACGCUUGGGACAGGCACGGUUCUUCGCAUUUGCGCUGCCGGCUGGCCGUUCAUGAUGGCGGUGUAUCCACUGCUGAACGAGUUCGCACGACGAGGCUGGUUCACGGCGAUGUGGACUGUUGGAGCUGGCAAUAUCAUAUUGGGUAGUGGAGUCGCAAUGGCGUUUGCCUGCGUACAGCUCUGCCUCAACGAUGUGUCGCCAUCUCCGACAGUGCUGGCCACAGUCAACGCCAUUGCCCUGACCGUGAACUGUGGCGUGCGAGCCAUAGCUCCCGCGCUCUUCACAACCAUCUAUGCUUUCGGCAUCAAGCUAGGCUGGGCAGAUGGUCAUCUUGCAUGGUUUCUCGUCGUGGCCAUUGCGUUGGGGUUGAACGUGGCCACACGAUACUUGCCCGAGGCAGCCGAGGGCAGACCAGUGGUGAAGGUGAAGCACGUUGAUCACGCGAAUGAUGACCUCCUUUCACGGGCCCCAUCGAGCGAUAUGAGUGAGACCAGCGCCCUUGCAGUGCUGAUGCCCAUUCUCAUCUUCCUGCCGUCGCUCUCGCUGUCGAUCACAGUCGGUGUCGUUGUGCUUGACUACGUCGUCUGCUCUGUCACAGCCAUGUAA
This is a messenger RNA of Zymoseptoria tritici IPO323, 1765 nucleotides long. RefSeq lists its product as uncharacterized. NCBI's taxonomy places the organism in Eukaryota, Fungi, Ascomycota, Dothideomycetes, Mycosphaerellales, Mycosphaerellaceae. Gene Ontology annotation, biological process: transmembrane transport. Gene Ontology annotation, molecular function: transmembrane transporter activity. The transcript has 5 exons. The coding region runs from base 101 to 1765 and encodes 554 amino acids. The record is from RefSeq and is a predicted model, not a curated record.